AUGUAUCUUGAGAAAGAUCUUGAAAAGCAAGGAAUACAUGUCUCAAACGUGCCUCGACAUUUGACUUGGAUUAAAGCUCAUUCUCACGUCAAGAAUGGAAUUCUGACCGUUGACAAUCCUGCUGAUAAAGAAAUCCAUGAUGCAAUAAUUAGAUUGGAGGCCCAAGUACAAAAAGGUGAAAUAGUUGCUACAGGUCGAGAUGAUAUCUUGUCAAGAGCUUUAAACAAACCAGAGCAUGGAGGUUUUGUUAGGGUUGUUGGAUCAGGCAUAACUAACAAGGAGUACUUUGGAUACAACAAACCAACCGCACCAAGCGAAUUACAUGCUAGAAUGAAUGCGAUGAACUCAAGGAUGGCAACAAUGAGCAAGCAGCAAAACUUUAUAAUUUCCUUCAUGAUGUCAUGCUUAACCCAAGAGCAAUUAGGAGCAUUCAUGGGUGGUGGUGUUCAGCAAGGUGUUUUUGGUGGCGAUCUUGCAAAUUCAGGUGGGCUGCUUGGUGGGGAAGCAGGAGGUUCGGGUGGUUUCCUUGGUGCUUUUGGGAACCAUUUUGGUUCUGGUGACAUGAGUGGUUCUAGUAGCCAAGGGGCAGCUGGAAAUGGGUUGGAUGUUGCUCAUUUAGACAACUCAUUUGGUAAUGGUGUCCCUCUCACACAACUCUUGAUGGGAGGUAUGGAAAGGCACGGCGUUGAAGGGCUUCACAUUGGACAUGAUUCACCUAUGGAUAAAUCUCACAAACAAGCCUAUACUGAGCAAAGAAUUGCGACAAACUCAGAACCUCAGUACACAAAAAGCCCAAUCGUGGUCCAUCCUCAACUUCAGAACCUCGAGACAGCGGCAGAGGUAGAGGCAUACCAUGUUCCUUGGCCUGAGGUGAACCAUAUGAAUGCAGUUGAGCAUACUCCAAUUCCCCCACAUCAAAGUCAAGUUGUGAAUACCAACAACAACUACACAUUUCCUGAGGGAUGGAGUGAUUGCCGCUUGGCAAUUGAGGGAAGCGACAAAGAGCUACAGAUUGUUGCUAACGGAAAAGUUUACAUAGAAAACAACACGGAAGUUCUUGGUAAUCAUACCAUAUCGUUGCCCCAUGGUCAUCGUCGAGUAACCAUUACAGAAGAUUUAAUGCCUUCUGCUCCCUUGUCGUGUCCCAAUGAUGAAUUGAUCUUUGUUUGUCAAGGUAAGAAGUCUUUCACAGCUUGGCCAAAUCAUUUGAUACUCCCCCCACAGGUAAAGGAGCAAAUCUGCAUUCUUUUGCUACUAUGUUGUUUCUACUAUGCUCUUGCUACUGCUUCUGCAUUCUGCAUUCCAGUUAUCAUAGAAUCUGCCCUAGAGUCCUUGAAAUGCUCCCUGCUGCUCCUGCAAUAUGCAUUCUGCAUUCUGCUCCUGCAUUUUUCUCCUGCAUUCUGCAUUUUUCUCCUGCAUUUUGCAUUUUUUCUUUUUUAG
Messenger RNA from Chenopodium quinoa (quinoa), 1440 nucleotides. RefSeq lists its product as uncharacterized. Bases 1 to 1440 code for a protein of 479 amino acids. The record is from RefSeq and is a predicted model, not a curated record. The transcript is spliced from 4 exons. Lineage: Eukaryota; Viridiplantae; Streptophyta; Magnoliopsida; Caryophyllales; Amaranthaceae.